AUGACCGUGAUUGAUGAUGAUGAUGAUGUUGUUGUUGUUGUUGUUGUUGUUGAUGAUGAUGAUGAUGAUGAUGAUGAUGAUGAUGAUGAUGAUGAUGAUGAUGAUGAUGAUGAUGAUGAUGAUGAUGAUGAUGAUGGUGAUGAUGAUGAUGAUGAGGAUGAGGAUGAGCAUGAUGAGCAUGAUGAGUCCUUGGUGCUGUGUGUGCCUGUAAUGCCGAUGGGUUUGUCGGAAGUUCGUUUCAAAACAGUUGAAUUUGUGGUUUAG
Spirometra erinaceieuropaei is the source of this 264-nucleotide messenger RNA. Lineage: Eukaryota; Metazoa; Platyhelminthes; Cestoda; Diphyllobothriidea; Diphyllobothriidae. The record is from the annotation of a GenBank genome assembly.